Messenger RNA from Dreissena polymorpha, 1900 nucleotides. Its product is annotated as DNA damage-regulated autophagy modulator protein 2-like. The record is from RefSeq and is a predicted model, not a curated record. Lineage: Eukaryota; Metazoa; Mollusca; Bivalvia; Myida; Dreissenidae. Bases 339 to 1106 code for a protein of 255 amino acids. The transcript is spliced from 7 exons.
GACUCAUUUAUGCAACACAUCGUUAUGUGAGACUGAGCUUUAGUUUUAUUUAAAUUCACAAACACAUGAUUUGUGUUGAAAUGCUGAUAUGAACCGUAUAUUAUAACAUUCAUAUAAGUGUUAUCGAAUAAUAGUAUUAAUGACACAAUCGCAUUAAGGGUGAUAUAAACGGUAUAAAUACAAGAUCAAGCAUAAAUUUUACAUACCGGUGGUAACCAUUAUAUCGGUAAUCAUUUUGUGAUUUGUCGCGGUAUAAAUCACUGGAAAUAUCAAGCACAAACAGAUAUAGAGACUUUGCGAACAUAGCUCAGUUGCAUAGGUAGCGGUGGAGCCCCAGCAUGUGUUUACACGGCAUGAGUUAUCUGCCCAUCCUACUGGUGGUGCUAUCGACAGCUACAUUCAUCAGUACUUACAUAAUCGCUAUAUACAAAGACGACGUGUCUGCUGACUUUCCCUACAUAAGUGACACCGGAACAAAACCUCCAGAGAGCUGCAUUUUUGGACAGUUUUUGAAUAUAAGUGCAGCCAUAUGUUUGUGCACCGUUUAUGUGCGGUAUAAGCUGGUAGAGUCUCUGUCCACCACGGACGACCAGAUGCUGCGAUGUCUGAACAAGUGGGGCUUGGCGCUUGGCAUUAUAACGUCACUUGGUCUAAGCAUUGUUGCAAAUUUUCAGGAAACCCUCGUGGAGCCCGUGCAUAUCGCGGGGGCGGGGCUUGUGUUCGGGGUGGGCGUGGUCUACGCCGCCCUCCAGACGAGGCUAACCUACUACAUGCACCCGGACUACAACGGCCUCUAUAUCGCCAGAAUCAGACUGACACUGACAUUGGUUUCACUGGUCGUCAUGGUGUUAACAUUUAUAUGUGCUGCCAUCUCGCGCAGGAUUCCACCGAAAGACAAACUUCAUUGGAAACCAGAUGAACCGGGGUACGUGGAACAUAUUGUGAGCACUGUCGGAGAAUGGAUAACAGCCAUAACGUUCCUUCUCUACUUUCUGACCUUUGUUCGAGACUUCACGAAAAUCAAGAUAGAGGUCAAGUCCUUUGUCGCCGUCCGCCAUCUUGACGACCCUGUGUACCCCAAUGAACAAACCAGACUGAUAGCUUGAGGAGGCGCCGUAUUUUUAGAAGGUUUUGUCAUGUAGACUGAUUUCGUUUUGCCAUGACGUUUCUUAAAGAUAUGUUUAAGGGUCCCAUAUGGUUCUAUAUGGUUCUAUAUAUAUAAACAAUAUAUGGUUAUGAAACCCGUGCUAUCUGUUUUAGUAUGUUACUGUUUGGCAUGUUGAUACGCAUCUUUGUGUUAUUAGUAUAACAUGUCAUUAACAACAAUCAUUUUGUACAAAUUUGUUUUAUCUUUGCGGUUUUUGUUAUAUAAAGAUCAGUUAACUAGUCAUUGAUUUGUGGAAUGUUGAUUGUGUCGACGUGUAGAGAUAUACUGACGUAGUUAUUGUAAAUCGUUUAAAGAUUUAAAACUUGUUUUGUUUGUGUUAAGUUCCUUUAUCUGCUUUCGUCGUUGUUUGAUUGUGUUGUUAAUAUGUAUAUUUUAGUGAUCCAAACUGUUUCUUGCUUUAUAUUAUUACAGGAACAUGUUCAUUUUGAAAUAAAUUGAGUCUCGCUCUGUGAAAAUGGAGUUUAAAGCAUGUGCGUAAAGUGUCGUCUCAGAUUAGCCUGUGAAGUCCGCACAGGCUAAUCAGGGACGACACUUCGCUUUUAUGAUAUUUUCUGUUUGAAGAAAAUCUCUUCUUAGCAAAAAUCUAAUUUAGGCGGAAAGUUUCGUUCCUGAUUAAUCUGGGACGACACUUUACGCACAUGCAUUAUGCCCAGUUUUCUCAGAACGCGACUCAUUUCAUAGACGCUUAUUCUCUAUGUGCAUCAUGAUAAAUGAAAAAGAUAUCAGAAUAUA